This is a messenger RNA of Coregonus sp. 'balchen', 44641 nucleotides long. The record is from the annotation of a GenBank genome assembly. NCBI's taxonomy places the organism in Eukaryota, Metazoa, Chordata, Actinopteri, Salmoniformes, Salmonidae.
AUGUGGAGGUCCUGCUGGACAGCGUGUCUCUCGUGGACUUUAUUCAUCUGCAUCGUCAGAAGUUAUGCACAAGAAAGACAGUAAGUGGUUGACCUAAUUCUAUUGUAAAUUAGCAUGUUGCUAUUUUUAGUGUAAUAUGCAAAACCACACUGUUUCACCUUGUUCAUUCCUAGUUUAACAGAUCAAUCAAUACUUAAUUUAUUGCAAUAUUUUUUACAUGUACAAAUCGCAUUGUUUUGUAUAGUUUUUUUCAUUUUCACUAUAAGCUGAAUUUUACAUUUGCGGAAUGAAUUCAGGAUUGUUUGGAAUGAAAUGGAUUUAUAAAGAGGGUUUGUUCAUUAUGCCAUGAACGUGAAACAAUGUAUCGAACUCACUUGACACAUUCUGCGCCUUAGUUGCGGUUGGAUUGAUGAUGCUGUCGACACGUUUUCACAUGAAAUAUGGGAUUUCUUUCCUUCUAAAAUGUUAUUACAACGCUUUAUAAAUUAUACUAUGUCCCAUAAGCAGACGACAUUUGGGAUAUAUGAUGCAAAUCGAAGGCUUGAGCCCCAAUUGUUUAUUUAUUUGUGGGUUCUUUGUGGUACUUUGCAGCAAAUAUCAACCCUGAUAAAAGUUAGUGUUUUUCUAAUUCGUUUUCACCUACCCCCUAUUUGCAUUAACAACACUAUUGAAAUUUAAACAGUUAAAAAUAGUCGUUCCUAUAAAAUAGGUCAACCAGGACUGCUGUUCUGCUGCAGUAAGUGUUUUAGAGCCCAUUUACAAAAGGGAAACAGAAAUGUUUUAUUUUAUAAUAUACCAUUCAUACACCAUUAUCUCUGGUAGGAGAAGAACAUUACAAAGAGAUUACAGCCUAAGAGCAAUGAGAUGCUUUACUAGAUUUGUGUACAUAUUAUUUCCUAUGAAUGGAAAACUAUCCUCCAAUACUACUAGUUCCUCCACCUCCCUGUGUUUGACAAAAACCUCUACUGAAAUUCGUUUGACUUUGGGCUCUUUGAUGCUAUCAGUUGGGCUGCAGUCAACAUUAUGACAGAGCCUAAUCCUGAACUGUGGAGAAUUUGGCUGUGUUAAUUAUGAAGGGUUACAAGCUGUGCUGCCAAGUGCUCCAGAGGGAAGCCCACCACACCACACCAUAGAGAAUGCUACAGGACUAAUACCAGCUUUCCUAAGAAAAGAACAUCAGUCUUCAAGCAUUGGAGACUGAACUCUGAGACAGGCAGAAACCACUGUGAAGUUCAAUGCAUCUGCCUGUGUGAUUAAAGUAAGCAUGGUCCUCAGCACCUGACGCAGGCCUAUCAAAGAGAUGAUUGAACUUGCUGCAGAUCAAACGCUGAGAGUCAAUUUCCUCGUAUUAUCUUGCUAUUCUCAAAACCCAAUUUUCCAAGGGAUUUUCUCAUGACUCUGGGACUUAGACAUCCUUAGAUAGCCUCUGGCUCCCAGCACUGUAAUGCUAACCACCUGAUCUGACACUCAGACAUGCAACUGGGUUGGUGGAUUCCAUGCUCAUUCUAGUUUGAGUGAUCUCAAAUAAAGUUUCAGAUGGGAGCUCCCAGGUCUAGAAAAAUGGUCACCUGAAUGACACACAGAACCUGCUUUUUAAAUAAUGUAAUCACAUUUUUAUUGAGUUUAACUCAUGAAAAAGUGAAAUGAGCAUGUAAUUACACUGUAGUAAUAAUAACGUAAUAGUGUGAUAAAAGUACAUCAUGGAACCUAAGUAUGCCUCCAAACUAAAGCCAGUGAACUUUUGGAGAUCUUUAAAAUGCCACUUCCCUUGCUCUCAUUUAUGGAGGUCUUUUGCCAACCAUUGGUAAAAGUUUAAUUGGACUUUUAGAAUGUUUAUCUGCAUCUGAGGAUGUCCUUUGGCCUCCAACCCUUCUGAUAGCUGUCUUCCCUCGACUAAAUAUCAGAAUGACUGUCUGGAAUCUUGGUCGUUAUGUUUAAAAAACAUUCUAGUUUUGUGGUUCCAGACCACCCAAAGAGAACACUAGAGCAGAGCCCUGUUGGCUGACAGGUACUGUGUCGCUGCUAACCUCGCAGUUAAACCUGAUCUCACUUUGCAAAUCCCUUGAGGUGUGUUUGUGUGCGUGUCAAUACUGCCUGAUGAACAGCCAUAUUUGGAGGGCAGGAAGAGGGUGAAGUUGGGGCCACUGGUGUGUUGAUAUUGGGUGCUGCUGGAAGCAUAGUGGGAUGAGAAUAAUCUAUUUAUCAGAACCUGUAAAAACAGCAAGCCCUCAAGGACCAGAGUUGUGAACCCCUGGCUGAAGUACCGUCUGAACAAAAGUUUCCGUGGCCCACUGUCUGUUGACCAAGCCCACUUUUUCUCCUGGUCACUAGGGGUUACCUGAUCGCUGCUCCCUCAGUUUUCCGCGCUGGCGUGGAGGAGGCCCUGAGCGUCACCAUCUUCAAUGCUGUGGAGGAGACACAUAUUCAAGUCCAGCUCUCUGUGAAGGGUGAGACAGUGGCACACAGCCAUGGCACUGUGCUAGGUGAGGACCCCCCCCCCCCCACACACACACACACACACACACAUGCUGACGCAGAAACACACACCACCAUUCCCUACACACGCUGAGAGUGGAUUACACACACGCUCUUACAGGGGAACGUACACAGUGUGAGGCUGAUUGACCCCUGACCUGUUGAGUGUAUACUCCUGACCUCACAGGGCCCUUAACGGAUGUUUCUUAUGAUAGGGGGUUUAUUGCAAAGCCUGGCUUGUCUAACCAGGAUUUUGUGUAUAUCUAUGUGAGAUUUGUUUGACAGCACUACUAAUGGGACUUCAGCGCUUCAUUGAAAGAGCCUGUAGCUGUAUCUCCUGUAGAGUGCAUCACUCCAGUUCCACUGGUUUUCCUUUCCUCUGGCAAUUAAUUGAUAACCGUGAUUGGCCAGAGAUUUCACAUAACGGGUUAUAUCUUGCACACAUCGCACCGAAUGUGGAUCUAGCAUUUGUCUGCCGAUCGUUCAGACAUUUGUCACGUGAUUCUACAUGUAAAAUCGGUUCGCAAAUUACGUUAAUUAGUGUUAAGCACUCUCGGCCAGCAAAUGCUAUUGGGCGUGUUUCUGAGCCUAAAGGAUAACCAGCCAUUAUAUAACUAAGGUUCUUGAUUACUGUAAAAGGCAAGGACGGAAACCAGUAAACACUGUGUCCCUCAAGGUCCGGUGUUGACGCGAGUUAAUGUUCCUUGAAUCAAACCACACCUCUCAAUCACAAGAGCUCAAUCAUUUUGAUAGAUUGUUUUACUUUGUUUUGUGUGUACUUUUACUGAUUGAUUUUAUUCAAUUUUCUCCAUUUCAGACAAAGGCACAAUCAAAUUAAAGGUGAGAGCAACGCCAUUGUGUUUAACAGCAUUUUUAUCUAUCAUUUAUCAGUUGGUUAUAUCAGGUCUUUGUUGUGUAGAGUUAUAAAUAAACAACGCAAUUGUUGUUUCAAGAGUGUAUUUAAAAUGCAUUGAAAUGGUUGUGGCUCCACCUGCACAGAAGUGAGAUCCAAUUCAGUUUGUCCACAUUCCACAAACGACAUGCAAAACAACACUAACAUCAUUUGUAUGUGAACAUCUGCCUUUUUGCACAUUCAUUUGGAAUAAGGUAACAGCCUCAAUAUAAUAUGCAACAGCUGUUGAUGUGCAUGUAUGGGUCUGCAGCCCCCGAAGGCUGGAAUGGAUCAAUCCAACAUGCAUGACUUGAUUCCUCCCCUCCCUCUAACCCCCACCCGUCUUUAUGAAAUAUAGUCUCAUAUUGUGUUAGCUAAGCACUUUAGCAUCUGGUUUGCCACUGGUCUGUGUGGUGUGGUGUUGUGUUAGGUACCACAUCCUGAAGAUAUACUGUUUGUGUCCUUCCUGGUUUCAGGUCCCUCCUGGUCUGAGAGGUCAGGCCCAUCUGAAGGUGUGGGGGAAUCGCCACAUCACUGAGGGGGGAUAUAUCUUCCACAACUACACCACUGUCACUGUGGACAGCAAGGGCACAGCUGUCUUCAUCCAGACGGAUAAGCCAGUCUACAAGCCCAAACAAAAAGGUCUCAACCUCCCAGGCCCUUCAGUAUCAGCCAUUGGCAUAAACCUUCUACUGUAGAUAGAUGUACUCGUAGGCCAUUAUGUCUUAAUAGCAGCCCAGGAGAAAAGCUAAUGACAUGGAUUGUGUAUUGCACUCUACAUAAAAUAUGCAUUAAAGUGGAUAAUAAUCUGUUCCUCUCUCAAUCAGUGCUCAUCAACGUGUACUCAGUCACUCCGGAUCUGAGGCCGACCAAUGACAAGGUAAUGCAACCAGUCUCUCACAUCAAAGCCAAGACAUCACACCCACUUACAGGAAAUGGAUGGGAUAUGAAUUAUGAGAAUCAGGUGUGUUGACCUAAUGUGUGUCAGUGGGCCUUGAUGCCAAGCAGCUGGCCUCCUCUCUUUUGAUGUAUACCGGCUUCAAAUGAAGAGUGGUGGCAUCACGCUAGUUUAUACACACUUAUUUUUUCCAAGAUCCCCUCAGAGGGGAGUGAAGUGGGGGAAACCUGGCCUGAAUACACACUAAAUGUACAGUAACCUAUUUACCUCCACAAACCUUGAGUAAUUUCUGCUGGAAUUUUUGAAAUGGCUCCAAAUAUACCAUUGCCACUGUGUAGACAGUGUGUUUAUUGAUGGCUAGAGCUAUAAAGGUCCGCUGCUGGCAAAGGCUAACGAUCGCACUCACAGAUGGAUGAUUGUUGGAGAGGGGAGGCGGGGAGGAGAUAUUUUGCCAUGUGGCUGUGCAGUUUGUCUAAUGUGUGCGCCAUCCUUGACAAUAAUUUUUUUCAUCUUCUUCUUACCCUGGUUGCAGAUUGAAGCCUACGUUGUGGUGAGUGGAGGGAGAGGGACCACUUGGGCUUGGAGGGAGGGCCAUGGGACACUGGGGGUUUAGUCUCCCAACCCCAGGCAGGAGAUUACAGGGCAGGGAAGGGCUCGCUUUGAUAACAGGCCUGUGCUCUGAGCUCCAGCCUGGCCCCUGAAGCAGGCCAACCUAACACUGAACAUGAAAGGAACUGCUCUCUUUGACUCAGCUGCUCUCUCCUGCUGUUACUAACGCCUCAAUCUCUCUCCUUCUCUCUCUCCCUCACUCUCCGUCCAUCUCACGUCCUCUGGUGCUCUGUCUGCGGUGGCUUUGCAGGGCAAAUAUGCUGCUUGGUGUUAAGAUUCCAGUGGAAGUUGUUGUAUAAACGAGCUCAGCUCAGGGACUAAGAAUAACUGUGUAGCUGUUUGUGUUAUUCUGUCACCUGCAGCCAGCAGAGCAGUGGCCUUACCUGAUUGACGGCUGUUAGUGUUAGUCUUUCUCCUAGAGUCAGAGCCAAGCCAGUGUAUGUAAGAAGUAGCUUACUGUAGGAGUGGGGGACAUGGAGGUGUUACCCCCAAUAUAUUUAUUUACAUAACCCUUACAUAACUUAACUCAUGAGUACUUAUGUAAGUUCAUGCCAUUUUUUGAGCAAUCCCCACAGCUUUCACGUAGGGAGAAACAGAUUGAUGCUUGUUUUGAUGAAAGUAGAAUCUCUUGAUCAACUGUGUAUUCAUACUCUGGAUUGCAGGACCCAAGAGGAUCUCGGAUGGUUCAGUGGAAAGGGCUUAAACCCCUCUGCUGCGGUGAGAGAAACUCCCUAUGUUAUCAUGUGGUGUUGACUGAGUCAAAAACCCUGUUUUUUGACCCCUGCUUCUCUCCUCAGGGAUCGUCAACAUGAGUUUCCCUCUCUCAGACCAGCCCGUGUUUGGAGAGUGGUUCAUCUUUGUAGAGAUGCAGGGACACACCUACAACAAGUCCUUUGAAGUGCAGAAGUAUGGUGAGUUGCUAACUGAGCGUGACCAUUUAUCCAGAUUGGGAUGUGGUUUGGGUUGAAAGGUUUUGGAACUCCAGCAUGGUUACAUAACAAAGAUACGUUCAAAGACCCUUCUGUUUGAGGUGGUAUUUAUAGGUUUGAACUGGGACUGUAUAGCCAUGUUGUCAUGCCUCUCUUUGCAUAAUGUGGACUCCUCUCCCCCUGAUCCACAGUGAUGCCCAAGUUUGAGCUGGUGAUAGACCCUCCACAGUACAUCCAGGACCUCAACACGUGUGAACAGGCCACUGUGAGGGCCAGGUGAGUGACUGACUCGCAGCAUUCACCUCAUCCUAACAUGGUCAAUGUGAUUCCCUAACACAUACUGUUCGUUGAAUAUUAGAGAGGCAAAGUAGCACCUCUACUCUUGUUUGAACACAAACUACUUUUCUGUCUUUAGAUAUACCUUUGGGAAGCCAGUGACAGGGAAGAUGACAGUGAACAUGACAGUGAAUGGAGUUGGGUACUACCGACAUGAGGUGGGCCAUCCUGUGGUCAAGACCAUGGAGGUGAGUGAACCCUGCUGCAGUGCUGAAGAAUCUAAAACUAUCAGGAAAAUGGAAUCACAUUCAAUUCUGCCGAGUGUCCCCUUUUAGGAUUAAUUUAAGAUAUUUAACAGUCUGUUUCCUCCACUAUGAUUAGAUCAAAGGCUCAGCGACCUUCAGCCUGUGUGUCAAAGACAUGAUGCCCCUGGACGUGGCUGAUCAUUUCCGUGGCACUGUGAACAUGUGGGUGUCAGUGACCAGUGUGGACGGAGGACGGCAAACAAUGUUUGAUGAUUCAACCCCAGUUCACAAGCAGCUUAUCGACAUCAAAUACUCAAAGGACACUCGCAAACAGUUCAAGCCUGGCCUGCCCUACAAGGGAAAGGUAAGAGACAGCCAAAGGUAUUCAUACGAUUGACUUCACAUUACCUCUAUCAAGGGAAACUGGACUGUACAAGACUUGGGUUCACUUAUGCGUCUCCAUGCGAGAGACCUGACUGUCUGUCCCCCUGUCCCCCAGGUAGAGGUAACCUACCCUGAUGGUAGCCCAGCAGAUGGGGUGCGGGUGCGUGUGAAGGCGGAGCUGACCCCUAAGGACAACGUGUACACCAGCGAGCUGACGUCCAGGGACGGCCAGGCCACGUUUGAGAUCCCCUCCAUUCCCAACGCUGCCCAGUACGUCUGGCUGGAGGUCAGUGGACCAUGGAGGUGGAGAGAUGGAGGAAGGUGGAGAGAUGGAUGGAGGUGGAAAGAUGGAGGGAGGUGGAAAGAUGGAGGGAGAGAUGGAAGGAGGAGGUGGCGCGAUAGAGGGAGAGGUGGAGCGAUAGAGAGAGAGAUAGAGGGAGUGGAGAUAUAGAGGGAGAGGUGGAGGGGGAGAGAGAGGUGGAGGUGGACAUGGUUAGAGCUUAGUUAGCUUCUCAUAAGAGCUAUUCAUAAAACCGAGCUAUCAGGAUUAUGUUUGAUAGGAUUUUGCUUGAUGUCAUCAUAGUCCAGAGAGUGGAAUGUAUUGGUGGGUUAAAUCCUGUCGUGUGUUGUGCCCCAGACCAAGGUGACAGCCAUAGAUGGCCGUCCGGCUGGAGACCAGUACCUCCCCAGCUACCUGUCCAUCAGCAGCUGGUACUCCCCCAGCAAGUGUCACAUCCAGAUCCAGAGCCUCAGCGCUCCUCUCAAGGUACGCACUCCACCCGACUAUCAUUACUUUACUAGCAUUACACAUCAUCAGAUCUCCAACACCAUCGUUGAGACAUUGGUCACAUAUCAUAUACAGACUGUAUGUAAACAGUAAUAACAUAGUACUACUAAUACUAUUAUGAUCAUUAUGAUGUCUCUAGCGUAAUAGUGGGUGUGUGUUUGUGUGUGUUUAGAUCGGUCAGGAGGCUGAGGUCACUCUGAAGUCCACCUGUCCCUGUAACUUCACCCUCCACUAUGAGAUCGCCUCCAGAGGAAACAUCGUCCAGUCCGGCCAGCAGCAGCCCAACGCUACAGUCCCACAGAAGCAAGAGGGCAGCGGUCACCUUCGACAAGAACAUCCACACCACCACGCCACCCAGUGGCUCUGGUCAGUACUAUAGAGUCCCAGAUGAGAAGUCUAUUUUGUUCCAUAUUGAAGUGCAGAUAAUUUUGACCAAUGGACACCAUGUUUGCACCAAACGUUCCAAUGCAUUCUGCUAAGAAUACAUAGAGGAUAGUUGGUCAAACUCUGUAUAUAUUUAGCUCUUCCCCCUCUCUGUCUCUUCUACCUCUUGUCUCCUCUCUCCCUUUAUACUCUCUUUCUCUUCCCAUGCCCUCCAGGUCCGGCAGCCUCCUCCCCACUGGGUGAGACAGACAGCUGUAUGCUGGUGCUGCGUUUGCCAGUGACCCACAACAUGGCACCCCUCAGCCGCCUCUUGGUCUACUACGUGAGGGAGAAUGGAGAGGGCGUCACUGACAGUCUACAGAUCCCUGUACAGCCCAGCUUUGAGAACCAGGUACCGUACAGGACGUCCCUCUCUGAGUCCUUGAAUCCCUCAAUGUGCACUGUACAUACAGUCUUGCCUGUACACACAGUCGUCCCUGUACACACAGUCCUCCCUGUACACACAGUCACUGUCAGAAUGAUAGGUAGGUCUAUCAUGGUUGCCAGUUUGUCCCUGAUUUAGCCAACUCAUGCCAGACAACAAAGGAGUUGGCUAAAGCAGAAACAGACUGGCAACCAGGCCACGUUUAGUUUGGGAUAGGACUGGGCGAUAUGGCCUAAAAAUCAUAUCUCAAUUUUUUCAAACUUAUGGACGAUUCACAAUAUAAAGUACCAGUAGAAAGUUUGGACACACCUACUCAUUCCAGGAUUCUUCUUUAUUUUUACUAUUUUCCACAUUGUAGAAUAAUAGUGAAGACAUCAAAACUAUGAAAUAACACAUAUGGAAUCAUGUAGUAACCAAAAAAGUGUUAAACAAAUCAAAAUAUAUUUUAUAUUGGAGAUUCUUCAAAGUAGCCACCCUUUGCCUUGAGGACAGCUUUGCACACUCUUGGCAUUCUCUCAACCAGCUUCAUGAGGUUGUCACCUGGAAUGCAUUUCAAUUAACAGGUGUGCCUUGUUAAAAGUUAAUUUGUGGAAUUUCUUAAUACGUUUGAGACAAUCAGUUGUGUUGUGGCAAGGUAGGGGUGGUAUACAGAAGAUAGCCCUAUUUGGUAAGAGCUCAAAUAAGCAAAGCGAACCGACAGUCCAUCAUUACUUUAAGACAUGAAGGUCAGUCAAUCCGUAACAUUUCAAGAACUUUGAAUGUUUCUUCAAGUGCAGUCGCAAAAACCAUCAAGCGCUAUGAUGAAACUGGCUCUCAUGAGGACCGCCACAGGAAUGGAAGACCCAGAGUUACCUCUGCUGCAGAGGAUAAGUUCAUUAGAGUUACCAGCCUCAGAAAUUGGAGCCCAAAUAAAUGCUUCACAGAGUUCAAGUAACAGACACAUCUCAACAUCAACUGUUCAGAGGAGACUGCGUGAAUCAGGCCUUCAUAGUCGAAUUGCUGCAAAGAAACCACUACUAAAGGACACCAAUAAUAAGAAGAGACUUGCUUGGGUCAAGAAACACGAGCAAUGGACAUUAGACCGGUGGAAAUCUGUCCUUUGGUCUGAUGAGUCCAAAUUUGAGAUUUUUGGUUCCAACCGCUGUGUCUUUGUGAGACGCAGAGUAGGUGAACGGAUGAUCUCCACAUGUGUGGUUCCCACCGUGAAGCAUGGAGGAGGACAUGUGAUGGUGUGGGGGUGCUUUGCUGGUGACACUGUCAGUGAUUUAUUUAGAAUUCAAGGCACAGUUAACCAGCAUGGCUACCAAAGCAUUCUGCAGCGAUACGCCAUCCCAUCUGAUUUGCGCUUAGUUGGACUAUAAUUUGUUAUUCAACAGGACAAUGACCCAACACACCUCCAGGCUGUGUAAGGGCUAUUUGACCAAGAAGGAGAGUGAUGGAGUGCUGCAUCAGAUGAACUGGCCUCCACAAUCACCCGACCUCAACCCAAUUGAGAUGGUUUGGGAUGAGUUGGACCGCAGAGUGAAGAAAAAGCAGCCAACAAGUGCUCAGCAUAUGUGGGAACUCCUUCAAGACUGUUGGAAAAGCAUUCCAGGUGAAGCUGAUUGAGAGAAUGCCAAGAGUGUGCAAAGCUGUCAUCAAGGCAAAAGGUGGCUACUUUGAAGAAUCUAAAAUCUACAUAUAUUUUGAUUUGUUUAACACUUUUUUGGUUACUACAUGAUUCCAUAUGUGUUAUUUCAUAGUUUUGAUGUCUUCGUGUAGAAAAUGGUAAAACAUUAAGAAAACCCUUGAAUGAGAGGGCUUGUGAAAUUAUACCUAAACUAAAUACAAGCCUUACAAAACCAUAAGACCCACUAAUUAUUUAAUUAUUUACAAUAGGUGCUUUUUUGUAAUAUUCACUGAUCUGGCAUUCAAGUCAGGUCUAUGAAAACGCCCUUUUUGUUACACAUUUUACCAGAACCAUACAUAGACUAUUCUUAUAGAAAAUUAACACAGUCUCAUACAAUUAAGCACAUAACUGCUGAGUAUCAGUAAUAUUUAAUUAAAGCCAACUGUCAGCAGCUACACUUUGUUCAGUGUGAACAACCUCAUUUCAAAUGAAAGAGUUCUCUACAAAUGCAACUUUUUAUGAUUAUAGCCAUUUAAAACACGUAGACUGCUAGGAUACAGUAUUUGGAGAAAUCCUAUAGUACUGCAACGCCGCGCGGAUGAGCAUCAUUUUCCAAACUUUCAUGAUACCCCGUUUUAUAGUUCGUCUUGCGCAAUUCUGAGAGUUAGACAUAAAACUGAACUCCAACUGUAGUAAUGUUCAAGUUCGGUGUCAUUGACAAUCUGUGGCCAAACCUCAAUGCAAUACGAUUGGUAACCGUUGUCAGAGAGAAGAAUUCUCUCAUCUUUGUUGUGUGAGUGGCUGGGGAGGGCGUGGUGUGUGUGGUUGUGUAGCAAAGAGGAUCUGUCCAAAAUAUCCCAUGCGUUCUAGGCUAUUUUGGACCUAACUUGUCGCCUGACUUCCUGCCUGGACAACGACUGCAAUCGAAUUAAUUAAUUCGAUAUAUCCAGCCAUUUGGAUGAUGAGACAUAACACACGUCGUGACGUUUCUGGUGGACCAUAGUUGACUGAAGUCCAUCUAUGUACAGUGGGAUCCCCAGUGCCAGUGAUCGCUGUUUCAACUAGCUGUACAUCCGUGUGCUCAGUGUAGCAUGGCGUGCAACGCCAAUUCCACGGGGGGCCAGUAUGAAAAUGUAUGCACUCACUAAAACUGUAAGUCGCUCUGGAUAAGAGCGUCUGCGAAAUGACUAAAAUGUAAAGUUGGCCCAUGAGCUCCACAGUUGCUGGCUGCAUUAGGCAGGCUGGGUUAACUCCUGAAGUAUUUACUGCUCCCUGGUAUGCAAUCAAUGAGGUAGGGAGGUGUGUGUGGCUACCUAUGUGGACAUGAUGAGACAGAGACUGUGUGUGGAGAUGAGUGGGGUCAUGACAGGCAGGAUGAUGAGGGGUUAAGCUAGGAGCUGGAAAAAGGAGGCCAGUGGAACACAUAAAGGGCUAAUUUGGGCUUUUGUGUGAAAACCGGUUUGGGGUGUCAAGGUUUAGGGCUGUCAUUGUCCAUCUUCAGGCCCUGCGUUGAACUGUUGACUCCUGACCAUAAAUACAUCAUCAUGGCUAUGGGUCUCACAGGAACUCUCAUCUGUGUCUUUGUCUGUAGGUGUCUGCCUCUUUGUCUACCAACGAGUCAAUGCCAGGUGACCCUAUCAGUCUGCGUGUCAGUGGUGAGAAGGGCUCCUGCGUAUGUGUCGCCACCGUGGACAAGAGCCUCUAUCUUCUCAAGCCAGACUUCCAGCUCAGUCCAGACAAGGUCUGUCUCCCUCCAUCUUACCUUGUUUCUAAUCUAUAGUACCGCUUAACUACAUUCGGACAGGUAAUGAAUGUAAGCCAUCCAUGUCCACUGUUCUGUAGGUGUUUAAAGAACUGGCAGACUUUGAUGUGUCCGAUGGCUUUGGAGUUCCCAAAGACGACGGGCACUUCUGGUGGCCGGGGCUGUCGUCUAAGCGACGGAGGCGUUCUUCAGUGUUCCCCUGGCACUGGGACAUCACUAAAGAUGCCCGCUUCGCCUUCACGGUGAGAACAACGCCCAAUCAUCAGGCGUAGCAUAAGAUCUUCAGUCUAUUGUUUUUACAAUGUGUGUGUGUCUGUAAUGUGUAACAGGAGACUGGUCUCGUGGUGAUGACUGACAUGGUGACCCUGAACCACAGACAGAGUGGAGGGAUGUACACAGACGAGGCCGUUCCUGCCUUCCAGCCUCACACAUCCACACUGGUGGCAGCCAUGCACUCUCGCACUGUGCCCAGGUAGCUACACAUAUAACGGCAGGUUUUUGCCAAUUAUAACUUGUCACUGUGCCCACUAUUCUCUAGUACCUGAACCAGAAACUGGACUGUUGGGAUGGGGACCAUAAAUAUUUAGGACUUUACUCCACAAAUGACUUUAAUUCUUGAGAUGAACAUUACACAUGUGUGCCUUAACAAAUGUCAGCGUGGGUUUAAAUACAAUCAAUUUUCCAACUACAGGUUGUUGCAUCCAGAUCCAUAAUGGAAGGCCUUUAUUGAUGUCAAGUUGUGUUGUUUUGGUUGCAGAACAGAAAGCGCAGGCGGACAUUUUUCCCGGAGACGUGGGUGUGGCACUGCAUCAAUGUCAGGUACUGGAACACCCACAUCGUCUGUGUGUGUGUCUCUGUGUGUGUCUGUGUCUGUCUGUGUCUGUGUCUGUGUGUGUGUGUGGGUCUGUGUGUGUGUGUGUCUGUGUGUGUGUCUGUGUCUGUGCGUGUCUGUGUCUGUGUGUGCGUGCGUGUCUGUGUCUGUGUGUGUGUCUGUGUGUGUGUCUGUGUGUGUGUCUGUGUGUGUCUGUGUGUGUCUGUGUGUGUGUCUGUGUGUGUGUCUGUGUGUGUGUCUGUGUGUGUGUCUGUGUGUGUGUGUGUGCGUGUCUGUGUCUGUGUGUGUGUGUGUGUCUGGGUAAAAGAUUGAAAGGAAUGUAAGUCUUAUUUAUUAAUUGCUUGCUUUUCUAAAGUCACCCAACCUUGCCAGCAGGCAUACCAGCUAAGAUAGUUAGAUAAGCUAGCUACUCUAACUUGAUUGAUAGCCUGAAAUGGCUUCUUGGUAGCUGGAGAUUAUGAGGUUUGGAGAUUGGGAACCUAUCUGAGCUAACUUAAAGCCAACUUCAUAAAAUUGCUAGGUGGCUAGUAGUAUUACAGAGAAACGGAAAAAAAACACACAAAAAAAACAGGUCAAAUCUGAGGGGGCACGUGCCCCUAUGAGCGUGACGCCUGUGCGUCUGAAUACAUUUGUGUGUGUGUGUGUUUGAGAGAGUGGGUGGAGAUGGUCUCAGCUGCAUCAGAUUGUGGGUAUUUAAUUGGGAUUUGGGGGUGUUCCAGAUCUGUGAGGAUGGAGGAGUGGGAGGGGUAAGGGAGCACAUAUUUGAGAGGGGGAUAUUUCACCACUGCAUUUUCUCCCAGUGGGUGUGAAUGUGGCCCAUUUAAGCAGGGUUGUCUUGGAACACACAUCGGUUUUCUCAACAGCUCUUGCCUUUCAAUUCCAGCCAAUAUAAAUAAACUGGCCAUAGAUUUCCAUAUGCUUGAUUCCUUUGGGCAGAGUUGUGUUCUGCCUAAUUUCCUAUUCAAUCCAACGCUUUGAUUUCCCUUAUUGAGUGUAUCAAAGUCAUUUUGGGGUGACUUUGAUAAAAAGACAGUGCGUUAGUAAUUUCCGAGAAUGCUUAUUAUGCCCUGUGAAAGCCAGCCAAAACCAACGUCAGUACGGGUAGCCAACAAUGAUCUCACUCAUUUAUAAAACAGCUUUACUGAACACCUGCCUGUUUUUCACACCUAUGUAUUGCAAUGUGUUAUGGGCAGAAUAUUACUUAGUUACAGGUGUUUCCCAUAUGAGACACAUAUUAGAUCAAUCCCCUUCAUUCCCAUAACGUGGUCUUGUUCCAAAAAUUAGUCUGAAACAGUGUUUUCUAUGGGAGUCAUGCUUAGAGAACAUUGUUUGUUGGAAUGGUACAUUAGCUUCUGAGUAAAAUGUCACCCCCCCCCCCCCCCCCCAAAUCUGUUUUGGCAGUGAUGUCACCGGCGAAGCUGAGUUACGAUUGGACGUUCCAGACUCCAUUACCACCUGGGUGACAGAGGCCAUUGGCUUGUCAGAGGAGAAGGGGCUGGGCCUUGCCAAGAGGGCGGAGCUUCGUACCUUCAAGCCCUUCUUCGUAGACUUCACCCUCCCCUACAGUGUGAUACGUGGGGAGCAGACCAAAGUACCGCUGACUGUUUACAACUACCUGUCUACCUGCGCAGAGGUGAGGGGGCGAAAGAAGGGGUGGACACUAAACCAUGACGACCACGAGGAAAUCUGGUCCUAACACGACCAUAACUGUGUCCAUCCUCCUGUUUACAGAGAUCAAAUCAAAUCAAAUCAAAUUUUAUUGGUCACAUGCGCCGAAUACAACAGGUGCAGACAUUACAGUGAAAUGCUUACUUACAGCCCUUAACCAACAGUGCAUUUAUUUUAAACAAAAAAGUAAGAAUAAAACAACAACAAAAAAGUGUUGAGAAAAAAAGAGCAGAAGUAAAAUAAAGUGACAGUAGGGAGGCUAUAUAUACAGUAAAAUAAAGUGACAGUAGGGAGGCUAUAUAUACAGGGGGGUACCGUUGCAUAGUCAAUGUGCGGGGGCACCGGCUAGUUGAGGUAGUUGAGGUAAUAUGUACAUGUGGGUAGAGUUAAAGUGACUAUGCAUAAAUACUUAACAGAGUAGCAGCAGCGUAAAAAGGAUGGGGUGGGGGGGGGCAGUGCAAAUAGUCCGGGUAGCCAUGAUUAGCUGUUCAGGAGUCUUAUGGCUUGGGGGUAGAAGCUGUUGAGAAGUCUUUUGGACCUAGACUUGGCACUCCGGUACCGCUUGCCGUGCGGUAGCAGAGAGAACAGUCUAUGACUAGGGUGGCUGGAGUCUUUGACAAUUUUGAGGGCCUUCCUCUGACACCGCCUGGUAUAGAGGUCCUGGAUGGCAGGGAGCUUUGCCCCAGUGAUGUACUGGGCCGUACGCACUACCCUCUGUAGUGCCUUGCGGUCAGAGGCCAAGCAGUUGCCAUACCAGGCGGUGAUGCAACCAGUCAGGAUGCUCUCGAUGGUGCAGCUGUAGAAUUUUUUGAGGAUCUGAGGACCCAUGCCAAAUCUUUUUAGUCUCCUGAGGGGGAAUAGGCUUUGGUGUUAGCAGAUGAGGACAUCAUGGUGUUAGCAGAUGAGCCUGUUGAAGGGCUAUGCGUGCUGUGCUUUAAUGUCAUGUUAGGUGAUUAUGCAAGCCAAUGGAGCCCUGCCUUUGAUGUCUGCCUGAAAACAUGUGAUUCUUAUAUUUCCUGCAAAGUUAUUUAUGACUUGUGGCGUGUGGAUAAAGAACAGUGAAACAACCUGACUCCUUUACCGAGCCCUUUGCGAAAUUUGGACGAUGAGUGGAACUUAAUCCUUCAGGGAGCCUGAGAGCCAUGAGUCAGUCAGCAUGGAAAAUGUGCAAUGUGAUUCGAAAUUCCCCAAAAUCCUUUAAGAGCUUUGAGGAGGUCACGCUACAUGAAGGGACGAAACGGAGAGCAGAUAUGACGCGAUCAUGUCUUGUCAGAAGAAAUCCAACUCUGUUGUGUUAAUGCAGGGCCUUCCUGUGUGUGUGUGUCUCUCCCUCCCUCUCUCUCCGUCUUGCUCAGGUCCAUGUCAAAGUCACCGUUCCCAAAGGCAUCAAGUUUGUGGGCCACCCCGGGAAGCAUCACCUAACCAGGAAGAAGUGUGUUGCUCCAGGAGAGGCCACACCCACAUCCAUAGUGCUGUCCUUCACUGAGCUGGGCGCGGCCAACAUCACAGGUUAUUCAAUCUAGUCAGUUACUGGGAAACCCCUGGGGAAGAGUUCCAAGUUCUCUCAUAGUUCUUACGGUUCCGGAAAUCCUCAGUUUUCUGAUGUUGUAAGCGUAUUGCUAAUAGCUCUUGAAGUUUGGGAUUUGAUUCAUAGGAUAUUGCAGGUUGGUAUGGUACGCUGCCCCUUUGUGAAUGCUGUUGUUACAUGCUGUAGGAGUAACACCUACCUUUUAGCUCUCCUCUCCAUCCAACCCUAAAUCCAUGAGGCCUUUGAAGGCUUAAGGCAUCCACAUUCUUCCCAGCCGAAACAGUUCGGAAGAGUUUGUGCAUAUAUAUAUAUUAAAAAAAAAAUGUACUCACAAUUUCGGGACAUCCAAUUGGUAGUUACAGUCUUGUCCCAUCGCUGCAACUCCCGUACGGACUCGGGAGAGGCGAAGGUCGAGAGCCAUGCGUUCUCCGAAACACGACCCUGCCAAGCCGCACUUCUUCUUGACACACUGCUCACUUAACCCGGUAGCCAGCCGCACCAAUGUGUCGGAGGAAACACCGUACAACUGGCGACCGUGUCAGCGUGAAUGCGCCCGGCCCGCCACAGGAGUCGCUAGAGCGCGAUGGGACAAGGACAUCCCGGCCAGCCAAACCCUCCCCUAACCCGGACAACACGGGGCCAAUUGUGCGUUGCCUCAUGGGUCUCCCGGGAUUGGACCUUGAUCUGUAGUGACGCCUCAAGCACUGCAGUGCCUUAGACCGCUGCGCCACUCGGGUUGCCAUUUCCUGCAUAUAUUAUGACGACAUUGCGAAAUACUGCACCAAACAGCUUAGUUAGAUGUAAAAUUGCACAACUAAUAUCUCCUCUGCAAAAACUUCCAAAUUAAUGACAGAUUUCUGAGUUAUCUUAGAUUAAUUGUGACUAUUUUGAGGAAAUGUAUACUACGGCGUCUCAAAAUGGACAAACAGUACUAUUGCCGCUUUGUUCUCGCGAAGGUCUUUUAAGGGUGUAUGCGAGCAGACUCGUUCGGUUUGCCUAGCCGACGUCGGCUAGCCGCCAGCCGAACUGAAGCAUGCUGACGCCUUUAUGUGAUCUGGUCAUCCAGCGAUACAAAUAGUCCCCUCAAAGGUACAAAGCGGGCCACCAGCGGGGGAGCAGCCGGGGCCUUGCACUGACACUCAGUGGCAUGUUGAUGAGUUUUCAGGUCACUGGUGGUCAAUUGGCCCCCCACGGCUCUCUCUCUGUCCACUGGCCCCUAGUCUUUCCCUCUCAUUACACACACACAAAGAGAACACAUUGGCACACAGCCACGUCUCCAAUGUGCUUCUCUGCAAAGGGAACUACAUGUUCUUUAACAAUCAUGAUUUGUGUUGUUGUGCAAUGUGGGAUUGUGUUGUUGAUAGAUAGAUGUAUGGUGCAGUUAAAGGUGUGCAUUUACAAAACUAUUUCAUUAACAUAACUAUGUUUUCUUCAAAUAGCAUUCUUCACAGUAUAGUCUCUUGGCUGCUUGUUCGAUUUAUUUUAUACAGUAAAUUUGUACUUAAAAUGUAUGCAAUAAAAGUCCUGCUUAGUGGGAACUUACAAGCAACAAAAAAAACAUCCUGAUAUACAGUAUGGUGAGGUGAAGUAUAUCUCUGUUUUUCCUGCCGUAGCACGGGCCAUUGCCUAUAGUGAGCCGGGCUGCUGCUUAGAUGGACUCCAGUCAACUAAAACAGGCAAAAACAUAGAUGACCUGGAGGACCGGAGGACCCCCAUUGGCCUUGACUAUGUCCGAAGGAGUGUCCUGGUGGAGGUAUGAGAAAUGGGGGAGAGACUGCCUGGGGAGAGAGCUGAGAUGGGGAGCAAAUGCUUGCUGUACCAUGUACUGUCAUUAGUAGAGAGUGAUGUCAGCUCUAACAUGUUGUUUCUCCCCCUACAGCCAGAGGGCCUGCCAAGACAGUACACCUACAGUGUCUUCUUCUGCCCCAACGGUCAGUAUACAGUUAUAUAUUGUACUAUAGUACUACACGGGUAUAAGAGCAAGUACAUUUUAAGUGUUACCCAACACCUUUCUGCCUCUACAGUCUGGUUUAUUUUCUGCACUGGGCCACAAUUUAAUGUGAAUCUGACAUUUCUAUUCUCAGAGCGAAUCCACGUCUCCACACCCAACAAGUAUGAGUACCAGUACGUGAAGAAGCCGGCCAAGAUGACUCACUUUGAGGUGGCAGUGAAGACCCACAACGAUGCCCAUUUUGCCUUCUCACCCAGCCCCCACGACAGUGCUGAGAUGCUGGAGAUUGUACUGGGGGGCAGACAGAACACCCGCUCCUGGAUCUCCCUGGGCAAGAUGGGCGAGCCAGUGGUCAGCUCCCCCACCCCGGGCAUCCUCUCCUGGGAUGAGUUCCGCAGCUUCUGGGUCAGCUGGAAGGGUGGCGUGGUGCAGGUGAGAGGAGGGGGAUGAUCAAGCCUAGUUCUCUUUUUGUUAUUGUAGCAUCUAUUCUAUAUAAUGAGUUCUGGGAUUUGUGUCCUCAUAUGAAUCCUAUACAGAUCCACUGUGGCAUCUCCAACAUAGAGCCCCAGUCAGACAGUCAGACAGGCAGACAGACAGUCACUCAGACAGUCAGUCAGUCACUCAGUCAGUCACUCAGUCAGUCAGCAGGUCAGGGCUUGAGGUAGAGUAUAGUAGUGAGUUGGGGUAGUGAGUUAGAGAGGGAGCGUUCGACUGGGCAGGCACAGGGGCUGUGUAGUCAAGAGGACUGGCGCCACUUUUAAUGACAUACCUGUGAGGUCACGCUUAACGGGCUGGACACUCGGUGAUCCGUGUCGUCCGCAUGGCGCUGCCUGGCACACAGGCCUGAACCCUGCAUUAGCCUCGCACCAUUCACCAAAGGGAGCAAUUAAAACCCUGCAGUUUAACCCAGUAUGGCCCAAUAAGAAUCAUUUAUUUUUCUAGUGACUGAUUGCAUUUCGGUUUGAUGAGCCAUUUUCAGCUCUGCAUGGUCUUUGGUUUAAUGUGAUUACAAAAUGGCUAUAAAUACCCAGGGUGCGAUCUGUUCAUUUGGAACUACGGAUUGAGUGGAUGUAGGAAAAAGGUGAUGCAGACUGCUGUUGCUAACUCUUGGCAAUGGAUUUUAUGUGUGCCUAGGAUUUGAAAUGCAAAAGCAACCCAAACUGCUUUUUAAGUAGAAUCUUAUUGGUUUCCAGUAUUUUACUUAUUGACUUUAAGCCACAGGGGCUUCCUCUGUACAGCAUUUGCGAACACUUAUUUCUAUCAUGUUCUCAUUAGAUAGUCAUUUAAUCGGGGUGAAAUUCAGAACCACAUUUAUAUCGUGUCAGGCUUUUAUUGGAAUGUGGCAAAACCCAAGGCACUACACAUCUGUUGUGACAACCAUAUAAUUUGAAUUACAACAUCCUGGCUAUCUCUCUGAGUUUGACCAGCACUCGAGGUAGAAUUGCCCGUAAACACAGAUUUAGAAUCAGAUACCUUACCCCCAAUCCUAAUCAGUAGGUCAAUGAAAGACACCUGACCCUGCAUCAGUGGUUAGGGACAACUUCACCCUUUCACUCCAGUCAAAAACCUCUAAACUCUCAAAUCGAUCUCUGAUAGGUCGGACAUGGCUUGCAGCCGUCCAAUGAGUCGGUGAUCCUGCAGUGGUCCGGCCACCUCCCUGGCCAGGUGCGUCACAUAGGUUUCUCCACGGGCUGGGGCUCGGUGGGGGAGUUUAAGAUCUGGAGGAAGGAGGACUCUGAUGAGAACCACAACGAGGCCUUCACCCUGGGCGUCCCUCACAACGUGGUGCCUGGCUCUGAGACCGCCACCGCCUCCAUGAUAGGUGAGGAGGGAGACAAUUGAUUUAUCAUCCAUUUCUCUUCGUUCUCAAAGCCCUAUAAUUUCCAUUAUCUGAAGGUCUGCUUCUCUUCCUCCUAUUCACUUUGACAUACCUUGUCCAUGUGGUUAAUUAGUUGGCAUGAAUAAUUUCUCUCUGAAUGACGUUUGAUGAAACAGAAGAAGAGAUGUUAUCUCAAUAAAACUAACUUUAUGUGAGGCAGUGUUGCUGAACAAUUUCUGUUUUGUGAUGUGUCAGGGGACGUGAUGGGCCCCACCCUCAACAACCUGGACAAGCUGCUGCGGCUGCCCUUCGGCUGUGGGGAGCAGAACAUGAUCCACUUCGCCCCCAAUGUCUUUGUCCUCAAGUACCUGCAGAAGACCAGACAGCUCAGCCCUGAGGUGGAGGCCGAGGCCACAGACUACCUGCUGCAAGGUAACCACCGGAGAGAUCAAGUAGUUCAUGGACUGUGAGACCUAGGGCCAAAUCCUACCUUCAGAACCUUGAGAUAUUCCCUUUGCGUGAUGUCAGUUACCCCUGUGAAGAUCAUCUUAUAAAGUCAAUGCAUUUACCAUCCACUUAGUUCUAAAACAGUGUUUCGCUGAUAUUCACCUGGGCCCAGAUUCACAAAACCUUCAUAAGAAGACAUUUCUUCUUAACUGUCAUUUUUUAAUUAACAAUAGACAUGAGAGAAAGUUAAGCAAAGUUGCUCUUCCUCAAAAAGGUUAUUGGAAAAUGUCUUGCGCUAUUUCUUAUGUUUCUCCUUAAGCAAAAAGUUAAGAAGAAAUUAGAUUCUUGAAAGUAAAGUUAUUGGAAAUCUUAAUUCCAAUAUAGUUAAACACUUGUCUUAAACUCAGGGCAGGGAGAGAAAAAGCUCAUGAAAGCAAUUGAACAUGUUUAAUUCACUCACAAACUAAAUCUGAAAGUUUUAGUAUUGAUUAUUUUAAACCCAAGAACAUAUUUUAGAAGAGUAAUCUCAGUAAGAAAUAUGCUAACAUGAUUGCCAUUGCUAGCUAGAUAGCUAGCUAAAACGGUUGCCUAGCAACAAAUAUCUUAAGAAGAUUUGUAAGAAGAUAUUUGAGAAGUUCGUAAGAAAAUCAUAAAAUCUUAAGCUAUUGUUGAGGAAUUGCACUUACGAACUACCUUAUGAACUUCUUUUUUUUUCUUUUCUUAAGGAUCUUACGUUUUUGUGUAAGAAGUGUUUUGUGAAUCUGGGCACUGGUUUGGAUAUCAGUAUUAAUGCAAAAGUACUUUAGCAUCAACCCACUGAUUCUUUCUCCCCUGCACCAUCCCAGGGUACCAGAGACAGCUGACCUAUAAGCGCCAGGAUGGAUCCUACAGUGCCUUUGGAGAGAGGGACUCCUCUGGGAGCAUGUGGUAAGUCAUCUACUCUUCACUUAGGUUUACAUCCCUCAGUAAGUCAUCACUUAGGUUUACAUCCCUCAGUUAGUCAUCACUUAGGUUUACAUCCUUCAGUUAGUCAUCAUUUAGCUUUACAUCCCUCAGUUAGUCAUCACUUAGGUUUACAUCCCUCAGUUAGUCAUCACUUAGGUUUACAUCCUUCAGUAAGUCCUCUAGUCUUCCCUUAGGUUUACACCCCUCAGUUAGUCAUCACUUAGGUUUACACCCUCAGUUAGUCAUCACUUAGGUUUACAUCCCUCAGUUAGUCAUCACUUAGGUUUACAUCCUUCAGUUAGUCAUCACUUAGGUUUACACCCCUCAGUUAGUCAUCACUUAGGUUUACACCCCUCAGUUAGUCAUCACUUAGGUUUACACCCCUCAGUUAGUCAUCACUUAGGUUUACAUCCCUCAGUUAGUCAUCACUUAGGUUUACACCCCUCAGUAAGUCCUCUACUCUUCCCUUAGGUUUACAUCCUGCACGUCAGUUCACUCCGGAAGGUACAUAGAUUAAAACUGCAUACCGCUCGUCCACUUACCCUGACCUGAAGUGGGUUAUUGGCAGAAACAAUGGGAGCUCUUAUCAGUAACAUUGUAUAUGCAUGGUCAUACCCUCAUAUUCCUUUGUUUAAAUCGGUCCGAGUUGUGCUCGCUGAGUGUUUAUUUAAUGUUUACACAUCCCUGGAGGCAGGCAGGCGGCCACGACCAUGUCAUAAUAUUUGGAAUAGUGAAUACGGCGCGUAUGAGAGGCUCCAAUGUUCUGCUUGCAUAUUCAGGCCACUUGCAUACCUUCAGGGUGAUUUAUUAGUUGAUGUGGGUAUUAUGAUAUUUAAUAGAGCUCAGACUGUGAAACAGUAGGUUAAAUAAACCCAGGAGAAUCAUACACAAACGUAUAAUUGGUUCCCAAGGCAGCCGUGGGGCUCCAGUAAGUUAUUUGCUGUUAAAGAGGGUUAAUGCACGCGGAACAGAAUGGCCCCUGGUUGUUUUGGCCCAGGGGCGAAGCAGCACCUCUGUAUGUAGGCUACACUGACUACACCCCCCCAUCCUCCUCCUCACAGCCUACUACCACUGGAGACACAGGAGCUUGCUAGGCUCUAGGCCACUUAAUGAAAAAAGCAUUUUGCCUCUCAACAUGCCCUAGAAACUGGAACUGGGGCAUGUCUUGUCCAAAGCAAUUGAAUCACUGCUCUGGUGUAAUUGGUAAUAUCAUUCAACUUUUCCAUGAAAACCCUUGAAACCUCCAUAUGCAGGAAGAGGAUAUUAAGAAGAUAUGAAGUGUAACGGUCAUAAUAGUAUAAGCGUUGGUUUUGGAGCCUCGGGCAACAUGGCAGGACACAGAUGUUGAACCUCAUGUAAACCUGUAGCAACAAACUCUUUAUUAAUCCAUCAACUUGGUGUUUAUAUGUCAGAACAACCCACCUUUUGUUUGGGCUCCAGAGUUAGUCAUUAGUACAGGUCAUUUAUGGGCAAGUAAACAGCGUUCUUAAUGCAGUGUUAAUGUAUUCCAGUUGUAAAAUGGUAUCUAAGCGGAAAUUGUAGGGCAUAAUGAAAAGAUUGUACGUAAUGACACAGGCAGUAAUGUCUUAUUAGGCUAAUGCUGGGUCUGGGUGAUGCCAAGGCCCUUAGCCCUACUCUACUCUACUUUUCUCUACUCUACUCUACUCUACUCUACUUUUCUCUACUCUACUCUACUUUUCUCUACUCUACUCUACUUUUCUCUACACUACUCUGUUCUACUCUGGUCUGGUCUCUGUCCCUGUGGGUUGAACAGUCCCUGUGGGUUGAACAGUCCCUGUGGGUUGAACAGGACCUUGGGACACAGAGCUGAGGAUGAGGAGGGGCUGGUUCUCAUCACUAACUCCUGCUUGCCUCUCAGGCUGGUGUGUGUGUGUUUAGGGUGGUGGUGUUGGGAUAUAUCAACAUGUCUUUGCGGGAUUGGAGGUGGGUGUAUUGUGGUGAGGCCUGGAGCGGAACUGACAGCCCCUCUUCUGGCAUCGCUUGCAUACCUGCCUCCGUCUGGAUCCAAUGAGAGCCACAUGCUGCUGUAAUCUGCAGAACCCCCACCACCACCACCCUCCACCCCCUCAAUCCCUGUAGCCUACUUAAUACCCUGGCCUGGGGUAAAUAUGCAGCCUGAUGGAGGGCUCCACAGCUCCACACUGUGGGUCUGUUAUUGGGAGUCACUCUAGACAUCCGCAUUGCCUCCCAAAAUUCUCAAAUGCUCCUAGAGUCUGGUUUUCGAGACUGUGUUAGUGGUUCCUGAUUAGAUACACACGGGACGUGUUGAGGCUGGCAAGGCAUUUCCCUGUGAAUGAGAUUGAUCUGGCAGUGGGGCUAGAGUGGAUUGGAUAGCAGAGAUAGAGAGAACUGAUCUACUGUGUUUUUAAACUAUCUAUUUCCACUCCAAUGCCAAAUAGGCAUGGUGAGAAACUAGGGUGAUUAUAGCAGGAAUUUUGUGUUUUUAUCAAGCCAGAUCUUAGAUAACUGGGUGCUGGAUUGGUAGAUGUUUACAUAUUGAAAUGGAGAAUGGUUGUUAUUGCUCUGUGCUUGGAUAUGGUAACCCUUUCUCUCCUCUCUCACACACACUGCCAUGGAAGCCCUGGUGCGUGUGUAUCCAUAUGGUUUUACCACAAACAGAGCACUCUAUCAUUCAUUCAAACUAAAACUGACUGCAGUAACAACUGUGCGAGAACCAGGGCCAUCUGCUGCCUUUUAAGACUUUGAGGAACUAUAAUUUUGACUUUGAGGAACUAUAAUUUUGACUAUCUUUACUUUGAAGAUUCAAAUUCGUCUAUUUGGACUCCAUAUGACCCAUUAUUUACAACUACUACUCAAACAAUAAAUCUGUUUAUAAAACCUGCAUCAAAAUAACCAGUAGCCAGGGAAUUUAUCAUGUUGUGGCGUUGUUAACAUGGGACGUAUUUGUCAGUAAGCCUCGGUCGUUCCUGUAGGCAAUUAUAAAAACCUUGGUUUCAACUUACAACGACGUUCCAGGAUGCAGCUCCAAUGUGCUGUUCUGAAUGACCUCUGUGUGCUAUCCAGAAAAACAUGUAAACAACCUCCCCAAACUGCAAUACAAGGGGAGUGGAAGCCCGGAGGGAGGGACUUCAGCAGGCCAGAGUGGAGGAAGCAGCCCUGUCUCGGUCAUUUCCUCGCACACUAAAUCAUCUAUACGCUACCCAGCACCUCUCUCCGGUGCCUGGCAGUUAAAGCCGGUGACACAAUAUUACUUAACAUUAUAAAAAUUCCUGCCGGCUUAAGGCUCCAUCCCUGCUCCCUCUCUGGGGAGACAUAACUUUCAGGGCCCAGCAAGGGAAGAUUUAGUACCGUGGUUUAUGGGAGAGAGUUAUUUCUUACUCUCUUGGUUUGUUCCUUCAGUUACGGCCCAAAUGUAUGUUUGGGGGAAAACACACAUGGUUUAUUUAUUUAUUACACCUUUUUAUGGUAAGCAGCGUGCCUCAUCAUCAUCACUUUGUUGCUGUGGGGAGGAUGCUGUAAUGGAAUGCCAGUCUGUAAUUAAAGAGCAUUGGCCGGAGUGUGAAGGUUUCACUGAAGGGCAGUUGUUUAUGCAUGAACGUGUGUUUAUUAGCUUAGCCAGGUCCCUCAGUCAUCACCAUUGGCAUCUCUGUGGGUCUUGAGUUCUUCUCUGUGAUUCCCGCUGUGAUUCCAGUUCAGAAACUACAGGUCACACACUGUUGCUGCAGAUUAGGAAUGCCAACCCUGGGGAUGGCUGUUUGUAUAUGUUCAGAAUGCUUACGGGAUAUUCCGGCAUGCAGAAACAUACUUGAUUUUUCUUUGUGAAAUUCCUUGUUCUUGAGACAGAACAGCUGCUGGAUCCUGUGGUGGCAAUCUGUGCUUUCCCACUCCUCCUCCAUCUUCCCCUCUUUCAUCUUCAUCUGCUCUCCCUCGCUUCGUACCCCUCCCUCCACCCCCCUCUCUGUCAGUCUGUCUGUUUUUGCCUGACAGAAUUUUGAUGUAGUUUGAUCUUCUCAGCAUGACGUGCUGUGUAGUUUGAUUUUCUCAGCAUGACAUGCUGUGUAGUUUGGUAUUCUCAGCAUGAUGUGCCGUGUAGUUUGGUCUUCUCAGCAUGACGUGCUGUGUAGUUUGGUCUUCUCAGCAUGACGUGCUGUGUAGUUUGGUCUUCUCAGCAUGACGUGCUGUGUAGUUUGAUUUUCAUAGCAUAACGUGCUGUGUAGUUUGAUCUUCAUAGCAUGACGUGCUGUGUAGUUUGAUCUUCUCAGCAUGACGUGCUGUGUAGUUUGAUCUUCUCAGCAUGACGUGCUGUGUAGUUUGGUCUUCUCAGCAUGACGUGCUGUGUAGUUUGAUCUUCUCAGCAUGACGUGCUGUGUAGUUUGAUCUUCAUAGCAUGACGUGCUGUGUAGUUUGAUCUUCUCAGCAUGACGUGCUGUGUAGUUUGAUCUUCUCAGCAUGACGUGCUGUAUAGUUUGGUCUUCUCAGCAUGACGUGCUGUGUAGUUUGGCAUGUAUCAGCUGCCAUCUCACUCAUCCUUGUUGCUGUUGAGAGAUAUAAAAGGUGUGACUGGUUUGGGAAUAUUUCACCCCAUUCAAAUGGUUUAUGUGAAGUUUGCUAAGUAUUUUUGAAUGAUAUGUCAGCACAUGCUUGAAAGAGUCCCAAUCCCUCUCUCUCGCUGUCUCUUCCCUCUUUCUCUCUCCUCUCCAGGCUGACAGCAUUUGUGUUGAAAUCCUUUGCUCAGUCUCGUGGGUUCAUCUUCAUUGACCCAGAGGAGCUGCAUGCUGCCAAGGCCUGGCUCAUCAACCACCAGAGAGAGGAGGGCUCCUUCCCCGCCAUGGGACGCAUCCUCAACAAAGACCUGCAGGUGUGUGUGUGUGUGUACUGUGUGUGUGUGCGUGUUUUCAUAAGCACCAUUAACCAGUGUUAUUCUCCAUCUAAAGGGAGGAAUCCAUGGAAAGAUCUCGUUGACGGCGUAUGUGGUUGCAGCCCUCCUGGAGACAGGAAUAGCUUCGGAGGUAAGAGGAUCAGUGGGGGGACCAUGACCUCUCCGAUUAAACACCCUCACCUCCCGAACAGUAUUAUUUAGCACAGUAUUCCUCAAGGGGCGAAUCUUAACCUGACAUUUAUAUGUUAGUGUAAAUUUGACAUUUAAUGAAACUUUCAGGCUCAGACCUAAUACCAGACUACAAAUACAGCUCUCUCUCUCAUCCAGAUAUAGGUUGUGUGUGUGUGUGUGUGUGUGUGUGUGUGUGUGUGUGUGUGUGUGUGCGCGUGCAUGUGACUGUGUUUGCCAGUACAUUCCCAUCAGUUGGAAAUAUGGAUGUCCUGGCACAGAGCCCAAUCAUAUUUGUUAUGCUCCAGUGGCGGUAAUUUAAUAUCUAAUCCCUGGCUGACUGCAUCAAGAGAUUUAUGAGGAGGACAUGCAGAGACAAGGAUGCCUGUGAAAGGUAGUACACCCAGGCCACAUUCCUGUCACCUCGCCAUGCUCUUACCCUGGUGCUGAACCCUGGACGACGUGCUCACCGUCCUGUUGAACUCUCUGCAGUGUGCAUUGAAGCAACACAUAGGACACACUGGCAGUUGAACAUUUGAUCAACGUCAUGGUCGCUCUAGUAAAAAGAGAUCUUUGGCUAUUGAAAGGUAGCAGUGUCCUUAUUUUAGGGCCAAGUGUGGUAUGCCCUUUAUCUGUCGUUGUUGCAAAAGAAUGUUGCUGUUUAUGUGUACAGUGACUGAGUCCAUGUAAUGUUUAUGCUUUGUCCUUCAUUGAGUGUGUUGCCAAUACCAAUGUUAAAAUCCAGAUUGUUAUUGUGUCAGCUCUCUGUUCAUUCAGGCACAGCUCUUCGCAAAGUAUUCACAAAGUAUUUUUUCACUCUAGUUCCCUUCCAUCCAUUUCCCUCCCCCUUCACCAAACCCACCUCUUCUCUUCCAGUCUUCCUAUCCUUCCCUAUCUAUCCUGAAGGGCUCUCCAGAGAACCAGGCCUCUAAAACUGAUACUAACUGAAAAGGGAUACUUGACAUCAAAGCAAAACUCCUUCUUCCUUCCAAAUUCAGUUAAUUAAAAGGUGACUGGACAGAUUAAAGUGAGUGGCUGUUGAGGUCUCUCAUCUGAGCACAUCUGGAAAAGCUCCUGCCUUUAAUGGCAAAGUCUAUGUUUAUUAGCCUUUUGAUAAGCAGCACAUCUGAGUUGGGGAGUAUGAGUUGGAACAGGACUGAUCUUGAACACUCAGCAAAGAUCAAAUAUGCCGGACUUAAGUUAAAGAUGAAUACGGAGGGAUGGAGGGAGGGAGUUGUGGAGAGAGGUGUAUCCAUUACUCAUACGAAGGUUUGGUCUGUGUGCACACAUAUGUGUGACAUGUGUUAGCGCACCUGUGUGCUUGUUUAUGUCUAUUUCUAUAAAUAUGUGUACUCUUCCCCAGGAGGAGAAGACAGCUGUGGCCAAGGCAAAGGGUUUCCUGGAGAGUAACACAUACUCAGCUGAUGACCCGUACACCACAGCCCUGUCUGCCUACGCCCUGGCCCUGUUACGAAGCCCCUACGCCACCCUCGCCCUCCGACGCCUCAACCACAUGGCCAUCACACAAGGUACUCAGCUGUUAGGAAGUUUGGUUGCCUACCAAUUCAUAUACAGUGAGGGAAAAAAGUAUUUGAUCCCCUGCUGAUUUUGUAUGUUUGCCCACUGACAAAGACAUGAUCAGUCUACAAUUGUAAUGGUUGGUUUAUUUGAACAGUGAGAGACAGAAUAACAACAACAAAAUCCAGAAAAACGCAUGUCAAAAAUGUUAUAAAUUGAUUUGCAUUUUAAUGAGGGAAAUAAGUAUUUGACCCCUCUGCAAAACAUGACUUAGUACUUGGUGGCAAAACCCUUGUUGGCAAUCACAGAGGUCAGACGUUUCUUGUAGUUGGCCACCAGGUUUGCACACAUCUCAGGAGGGAUUUUGUUCCACUCCUCUUUGCAGAUCUUCUCCAAGUCAUUAAGGUUUCGAGGCUGACGUUUGGCAACUCGAACCUUCAGCUCCCUCCACAGAUUUUCUACGGCAUUAAGGUCUGGAGACUGGCUAGGCCACUCCAGGGCCUUAAUGUGCUUCUUCUUGAGCCACUCCUUUGUUGCCUUGGCCGUGUGUUUUGGGUCAUUGUCACGCUGGAAUACCCAUCCACGACCCAUUUUCAAUGCCCUGGCUGAGGGAAGGAGGUUCUCACCCAAGAUUUGACGGUACAUGGCCCCGUCCAUCGUCCCUUUGAUGCGGUGAAGUUGUCCUGUCCCCUUAGCAGAAAAACACCCCCAAAGCAUAAUGUUUCCACCUCCAUGUUUGACGGUGGGGAUGGUGUUCUUGGGGUCAUAGGCAGCAUUCCUCCUCCUCCAAACACGGCGAGUUGAGUUGAUGCCAAAGAGCUUGAUUUUGGUCUCAUCUGACCACAACCCUUUCACCCAGUUCUCCUCUGAAUCAUUCAGAUGUUCAUUGGCAAACUUCAGACGGGCCUGUAUAUGUGCUUUCUUGAGCAGGGGGACCUUGUGGGCGCUGCAGGAUUUCAGUCCUUCACGGCGUAGUGUGUUUCCAAUUGUUUUCUUGGUGACUAUGGUCCCAGCUGCCUUGAGAUCAUUGACAAGAUCCUCCCGUGUAGUUCUGGGUUGAUUCCUCACCGUUCUCAUGAUCAUUGCAACUCCACGAGGUGAGAUCUUGCAUGGAGCCCCAGGCCGAGGGAGAUUGACAGGUAUUUUGUGUUUCUUCCAUUUGCGAAUAAUCGCACCAACUGUUGUCACCUUCUCACCAAGCUGCUUGGCGAUGGUCUUGUAGCCCAUUCCAGCCUUGUGUAGGUCUACAAUCUUGUCCCUGACAUCCUUGGAGAGCUCUUUGGUCUUGGCCAUGGUGGAGAGUUUGGAAUCUGAUUGAUUGACUGCUUCUGUGGACAGGUGUCUUUUAUACAGGUAACAAACUGAGAUUAGGAGCACUCCCUUUAAGAGUGUGCUCCUAAUCUCAGCUCGUUACCUGUAUAAAAGACACCUGGGAGCCAGAAAUCUUUCUGAUUGAGAGGAGGUCAAAUACUUAUUUCCCUCAUUAAAAUGCAAAUCAAUUUAUAACAUUUUUUACAUGGAUUUUUUUGUUGUUAUUCUGUCUCUCACUGUUCAAAUAAACCUACCAUUAAAAUUAUAGAUUGAUCAUUUCUUUGUCAGUGGGCAAACGUACAAAAUCAAAUACUUUUUUCUCUCACUGUAAAACACUAAACUGACAUGACAGACCCAUUGUUCUUCCACAUACUGUUUCUUACACUUUCGUCUCUCUCCAUUUCCUUCUUUGUCUUUCUUCUCUCUUUCAAUCAGACGGCUUCACCCACUGGAGUCUGACAGGCAGCACGGUGACAGAUGAGGACACCUUCAUGGGCUUUAGUGACGGUCUUUCUCAGUCAGGUAUACACACACUGUCUGGCCACAGCUAGACUAUCCUCUAUGACUGAUGAUUCUGAUGUUCUUAGAUCUUGACUUUUAGUAUUAGUUAGGCUGUCUGGUGUUUGUAUGCUAAUAGUCUCCUCCAUGUCCCAGUGGUGUCAGCGGAGGUGGAGAUGACAGCAUAUGGACUGCUGACCUACGCCCUGCUGGGUGACGUGGCCUCCGCCCUGCCUGUGGUCAAGUGGCUCUCCCAGCAGAGGAACGCCCUCGGGGGCUUCUCCUCCACACAGGUACCCCUCACAAACACUGGAGAACCAGAGCCUCUCAGCCUCUUAGUCAAAAGCAUUCUCCCAGAUUAAUCUCUCCCAUAUGUAUUAUUGUGUUUUUUAAGCGGCCAAAUGGUUUUAUUUUACCUUUAAUUUACCAGGUUUUACCAGGUUAGCCUGAUAAUCUCUUUUAGAAGAGAGAACUGUCUCACAAAGGUAUAUUUGAAACAAAUGGUAAUUGGUCAUCUGGUCAGUCAGUGUCCAAAGCCGCCUCCUAAUAACUGUCUGUCCAUCCACUCUCCUAGGACACGUGUGUGGCCCUUCAGGCGUUGUCUGAGUAUGCCAUCCUGUCAUACGUGGGAGGAGUCAACCUGACCAUCUCUCUGGCCUCUACAAACCUGGACUUCCAGGAGAGCUUUGAACUGCACCGCGACAACCAAAAGAUCCUACAGAGCGCCUUGGUAAGGAGUAUGGUCACAUUGCCACUAGACUCUAAUGUAAGGUCAGUUAUGUUUUUUCCCAUAAUGGUUAAGGUUAGGAUUGGAGGAAGGUAAUCUGAUCCUAGAUCUGUGCCUAAGGGCAUCUUCUUUCUGAGGUAAACGCUCUUGCUCAGGUGGUGAAGGGACCUCUACUGGACCAUGAUACACAUAGAAACUAAAGUUACACAAUUGUCAGUUUUCAAUUAUGAAAGGUACCUUAAAUAACAUCCACAAAGUCAAUUCAGUUGAGGAUAACAAUGAGACUCUAUCUAAGAGCAGUGGAAUGUGUUUCCCAGUGAAGGAACCAGUGAGUGUUUUCAGGCUAUGCGUCUACAUUUCCUUCUCCUUCCCAAGCACCUGCCUAUCAGUCACAGUGAGGGAAUGGCUCAGGUGAGGGCAUUAACUUUUCUUCCCUCUGCCGGGCAUGUAAUUCUCUGCCGUAAUUAGCUCUGUCAGUUUAAUUGGGGGUAAUUUAGCUGUGCUGGUUAGUGGCCAUGCUAUUUGACUGCUGCUGCUUGGGUCUACAGCAUUAAUUCACUUGAUAAGUGUCUCUCUCACCCCCCCCCCCAUCUUUUUCUCUCUUUCUCUCUCUCUCAACCCCAUUUUUUUUCUCUCCUCUCGCUCUCUUUCUCUCUAGAUCCCCAGUAUUCCCACAGGGCUGUUUGUCAGUGCUAAAGGCGAGGGCUGCUGUCUAAUGCAGGUAUGUUACUACUGAUCUCCUCUUCUACCAUUAUAUCCUUCACUCACACUGAGAAUUCACCAGAGGGGAAAAGCCAGUCCAUUCCCAUGACUCAUUGCUCUAAUGCCCAAAUUCCUGACUGUAAAUUGGAAUGAUCUGGUAGAACUUAGGCAGUUGUUCGGCAGGGACUGUUCGUUCCUCAAUAACACUGAUGCCUUGGAUAGGAUGCUGUUUUCGCUGUACCUUGUCACUAAAAACAAAAGGCUCUUUGAGGCCAGGGUGCAUAAACAACUUCUUGGGGGGGGGGUUCCCCAUGCAGCUUCCUGCUCUAGAUAGAACACAGCGUUCCUCCUCUCCUCUCCUCUCCUCUCCUCUCCUCUCCUCUCCUCUCCUCCUCUCCUCUCCUCUCCUCUCCUCUCCUCUCCUCUCCUCUCCUCUCCUCUCCUCUCCUCUCCUCUCCUCUCCUCUCCUCUCCUCUCCUCUCCUCUCCUCUCCUCUGCUGCAUGUUUAGAAGAGCCUGUCAACCUUAUCCAGCUUCACAUGACAGGUGAUCAUUACACUGGUCUCAAAUGGGCUCUGUGAUCCUUCAGAUAACACUAACAGUUAUUGGAUCCUUUGAAAAAGGACAUAAAGCUUAUGUGUAUUACUACUGUUUUAAUGCUGCAGUUAUAUAUAUAUAUAUAUAUAUAUAUAUAUAUAUCAAUCAGUCAAAUAUAUUUUAUAAAGCCAUUUUUACAUCAGCAGUUGUCACCAAAUGCUAUAGAAACCCAGCCUAAAACCCCAAAGACCAAGCAAUGCAGAUGGCUAAGAAAAACUCCCUAGAAAGGCAGGAACUUAAGAAGAAACCUAGAGAGGAACCAGGUUCCGAGGGGUGGCCAGUACUCUUCUGGUGUGUCAGGUGGAGAUUAUAAGAGUACAUGGCCAUUAAGGCAUUCCACAGAGAUGCUGGCCCAUGUUGACUCCAAUGCUUCCCACAGUUAUGUCACGUUAACUGGAUGUCCUUUGGGUGGUGGACCAUUCUUGAUACACACGGGAAACUGUUGAGCGUGAAAAACCCAGCAGUGUUGCAGUUCUUGAUACACUCAAACCGGUGUGCCUGGCACCUACUACCAUACCCUGUUCAAAGGCACAUCAAUAUUUUGUCUUGCCCAUUCACCCUCUGAAUGGCACACACACACAAUCCAUGUCUCAAUUGUCUCAAGGCUUAAAAAUCCUCCCCUUCAUCUACACUGAUUGAAGUGGAUUUAACAGGUGACAUCAAUAAGGGAUCAUAGCAUUCACAUGGAUUCAACUGGUCAGUGUAUGUAAUGUUUUGUACACUCAGUGUAUAUAGGAGCCAUGGCUGGAGAAGGCAACUAUUGCUGACUAUCUCUGCCCCCCUCCACUCCUCCAUACCUCCCUCCAUCUAUACACACAUCUCUUUUCCUCCUUUCACACCUCUAUCCCUCCAUCCACACCUCUCCCUCCCUCAGCACAUCCCUCUCUCCCUCUCUCCAGUCUGACAGUGCCUGAGGCCUGGAGCACCUGGGCUGUAAUGAGACGACAACAUCAGCAUGAUGAAAGCGAGAGAGCCUGUGUGUGUGUGUGUGUGUGUGUGUGUGUGUGUGUGCUAGCUUCCACAUUCAAUGGGUUUUCUCUGCAACACAGGUUUGCUCUGCACCUCUGCACCUCUGCACUUUCUAUUACACCCACAAUCUGGAAUACAUUCUGUCUCUCUAAGCCACGCUGCUUGUUCUCUCCUCAGAUUGAUGUGUCCUACAACGUGCCUGACCCCUUGGCCAAGCCAGCCUUCCAGCUCAAGGUGGACCUGAAGGAACCCAGGCAGGAGCGCCACCCGCCAGCACCACCCUCCCCCCGCCACCCUAGCCCUCGCUCCCGUUCCCGUGCCGACAACCGCUCAGAGCUGAGCCGCAAACGCCGGGCGGCCACCGAUGAUGAAGACCCCGCAGCUCACCAAGACAACCUGGACUACCGCAUCACCCUGGAAGCUUGUGCCAGGUACUGCAGAGACAGUCGGCUCAGUGCAGCAGCCUUUAGCCUAGCUAGCAUUUAGCCUGGUAGUUUGCCUAGUUCUGCUAGCAUUUAGCUUAGCAUCUAACUCUGUUUCUCUCUCUUCAGGUGGCUCCACUCAGGUUCUUCCAACAUGGCUGUCUUGGAGGUCCCUCUGCUGUCAGGUUUCUGUGCCGAUGUGGAAAGCUUGGAGACGGUAGGACAUAAACAUACACACACACAUUACAAUGUCAGACAGACAGACAGACACGGCUCACAUCUGAAGGCCAUUUCAGAGGAGGCGGUGUGGCGUGGAAUUUAUCAGGUGAAGUAGGCACGAAUGUCCUUUCUUUUUCGGCUUCCUAAUUCUCACUUGAAACCGUUUUUGUGUUUAAUAGGCUAAAUUAAAUAUUUCAGAUUUAAAUAUGAUUAUUUAUCACGAAGUAGUUUGGAUGUGGUGAAGUACUAUAUUUUUCUUAAGGGUAGUUUUAGUGUAGCUUAACUUCUUCCAGUGUAAAGUAAUUGGUAGCUUAGUAAACUACUGUAUAUUUAGCUGCCCCUCCCCCCCACACACACUCAAUUUUUUAAAACUCUAUUACAUGCCAUGACAUUGUUUCUCCUCUGUUGCUGUUUAUGCUGCUCAUGUUCUUCCCCACUGCGUCUCAGAAAGGUGUUUGUGGAGAUUUGCUUAUCAAUGGAUGAAGACGUUGAGUGGCUGAGACAUGUGGCUCUGCUAUUGCCCACAUAAAGAAUUAUACAGUUUACUAUAGAAUACUAUAGUCCUUACAAUAUAAUUCUGUAGUAAACAGUAGUAUACUGUAGAAUACUAUACUACAUACGGUAGUAUCCCUCAACCAUGUGUAGUACUUAGUAUGUAAUUUUGAAGUAUACUGUUGAAUACUUUAGUAAAUACUAUGGUAUUAUUGACAAAAAAAACACUGUAGUAAAUACUGCAAAAAUGUCUGCAAAAAAACAACAACCUGCAAAAAAAAAAAUUAUAUAUAUAUAUAUAUAUAGUAAAUACUACAGUAUUUAUUUGUAUAUACCCUGCCCAUUCCCCUCCCCCAUAUCCCAAUUUGUGUCACCUGUAAGUGAGAAACCUACAUGCCAAGUAUAGACCAUAUAUUGUGUUCCCUAUGGUUAUAGAAAAGAGCAAAAGCUCUCCAUUCAGACCCCAGUCCUACCUACCUACAGGUUAUGGAACAUUUGCUCUUUUAGUAUUUCUCCAGUAGGUUUCAUCAAGGAGAAAGCCCUCCACUUCUAUGUCAAAGGAUAAUAAGGACAAAAACACUUUAGUAAAUACUACAGUAAUGUCCCCAAAAACACUACAGUAAAUACAGGUGGCGAAUCGCAUCUCUGCAUGUCUGACAGACAUAUCAGUGUGGAUGACGGAUCACCACCUCAAGCUGAACCUCGGCAAGACGGAGCUGCUCUUCCUCCCGGGGAAGGACUGCCCGCUCCAUGAUCUCGCCAUCACGGUUGACAACUCUGUUGUGUCCUCCUCCCAGAGUACAAAGAACCUUGGCGUGACCCUGGACAACACCCUGUCGUUCUCGGCAAACAUCAAAGCGUUGACCCGAUCCUGUAGGUUCAUGCUCUACAACAUUUGCAGAGUACGACCCUACCUUACACAGGAAGUGGCACAGGUCCUAAUCCAGGCACUUGUCAUCUCCUGUCUGGAUUACUGCAACUCGCUGUUGGCUGGGCUCCCUGCCUGUGCCAUUAAACCCCUACAACUCAUCCAGAACGCUGCAGCCCGUCUGGUGUUCAACCUUCCCAAGUUCUCUCACGUCACCCCGCUCCUCCGCACACUCCACUGGCUUCCAGUUGAAGCCCGCAUCUGCUACAAGACCAUGGUGCUUGCCUACGGAGCUGUGAGGGGAACGGCACCUCCGUACCGUCAGGCUCUGAUCAGUCCCUACACCCAAACGAGGGCAUUGCGUUCAUCCACCUCUGGCCUGCUGGCCCCCCUACCUCUACGGAAGCACAGUUCCCGCUUAGCCCAGUCAAAACUGUUCGCUGCUCUGGCACCCCAAUGGUGGAACAAGCUACCUCACGACGCCAGGACAGCGGAGUCACUCACCACCUUCCGGAGACACUUGAAACCCCACCUCUUUAAGGAAUACCUGGGAUAGGAUAAAAGUAAUCCUUCUACUCUCCCCCUACCCAAGCCCCCCCCCCCCAAAAAAAAUAAUAAUAAGGUGAAUGCACCAAUUUGUAAGUCGCUCUGCUAAAUGACGAAAAUGUAAUGUAAAUGUACUACAGUAUACUACAGUCUGCAAAAACACUACAGUAAUGACUAUAGUAUAUACUACAAUUUUUUUGCUACAGUAUUUAUACUAUAAUGAACUGUAAAUGCUACAGUAUACUGCAGUAAAUACUACAAUAUACUACAGUAAAAUCUGUAAAAACACUACAGUUGAAUACUAUAGUAUUCCUACCAUACUUUUGUAUUUUUUCAUUUAGAUGUGCUGGAACUCUUGGCAGACAUAGCCAAAACUGGGUUGACUGGAUCUAUGUGUGUGUGUUUAUGCAGCAGUUGAGAGAGUAUUGAGAGAGUAUUUUUACUGCAGUGUUUAAGGACUGUAGCGUUGUCUGGAUGAGGGCCAACUCUGGCCCAGUGUUGGUUACUGUGUCUCUGGGGCUCCAUUGGGAGCCAGGACAGGGGGCACCAACCCUCUGUGGGCCUAAAGCCCAGCCGCCAGGGCAGGGGAGGGCUGGGGCUGGGGGUUGCCACUGUUUAUCCCAACUACCCCCCUCUGAGAGCCAGGGGAGAGAGACCCAGGGACCCAUGGCAGCCAUCUUAGGGAGGGGGUGAGAGGUUAGUUGAGGUCACCUCCCCAGGCCCUCAUCAAAUGCUUAUCUCCCCCAUUACUGCAGAGUUAUAGGCCCCAGACUCCAGCUAUCCACCUACCUGGGGGGAGAUAACACACACGCGCACACACAAUCACACACACACUAGCUCCCUGAGACUUGAGGGAGUCGGUGCUGACCUGUGUAGUGUAGUGGCUAACAAUCUAGGUUUACAGAGCCACCCCUGCUAGCCUCCCUGCCUUACGACUGCCUGACUGCCUUGACCAGCCGCAUUUCUCACUUUACGAGACGGAGCCUCGCUUACGCAGUCAUGUGUUGUUGUUUUCAUAGAUGUUAAUUGGAAUGAUUACACAACACACUUUGGCUUAUGCCUCUGUAGCUGUUUUUAUCAAUAUAAUGAGCUGAGCUGAAUGGAAUAAAAUGCCUCACAUUAACUAUGCUACCUAUCUUAUGUUACUGUAAGUGCUAGGAGAAGUUGAAUGGAAUACAUUUCAAGUUGUUACUGUAAUUAUAGUUAUUGUCAAGGGAAAAAACAACACAGCCAACACACAGCCUACUCACACACACACACACUUUAUCACUCUCUACCAAACUGUGUGUGUGUGUGUGUGUGUGUGUGUGUGUGUGUGUGUCCCAGUGGCGCCAGCUCAGGCUGAGCACCUCAUAAACUGAAUCUGUCCGUAGGACUGCCACCUAGAGAGCCCUGUAGGAGGAAUUAACACCCCGUUCCCCCAUCAACCCCCCAUGUUCCCCCAACACCCACCCCCUUAACGCAGUAAACAGCAACUCCCUCAUAGAUACUGAUGCUGUUAUUGGAAGCUGUCUCUGGCUCCCUCUCUUCAGCUUGUAAACAGGCUUGACCUAUCUACAACUAGGCUGAAAUGAGAUCACCAGAAUACUCAUUGACCAGUGAGACAACAAAAAAGCUUAGCAUUUAACCCUUUAAACUAAAAGGUUUUGACACUGGUAGAGCACGGCGCUUGUAACGCCAAGGUAGUGGGUUCGAUCCCCGGGACCACCCAUACACAAAAAUGUAUGCACGCAUGACUGUAAGUCGCUUUGGAUAAAAGCGUCUGCUAAAUGGCAUAUUAUAUUAUUAUUAUUAUUAUUAUUAUUAUUAUUAUUAUUAUAAUAGUGUUUGUUGUAAGGGAUGUUAUUAAAUGUUUGGUUAAUUGUAGAUUAGAAUAUACACUGACCCCCAUCCACUCCCCUUUUCUCAUCAAACAGCUGCUGAUGGACAAGAGGGUUGGUCUGAAGAGGUACGAAGUGGACGGAAGGAAGGUCCUCUUCUACUUUGAUGAGGUGAGUUAGCCAUACCAGUAUAUCACCAUUGUAAUCUGUUUAUAGCUGUGGUGUACUGUACUGAGAUCAGUUCUAACUGGUUAACGUUUGACCUGUCUCUAUGUUUGUCCCACCACACAGAUCUCCAGUCAGUGUAUGACGUGUGUGGCCUUUCAGGCUGUCAGGCAGUACAUAGUGGGCAAGACAGCACCUGUUCCGGUCAAGGUGUAUGACUACUACGAACCAGGUGUGCCUCUGAUGUAAUGAAUAUGCUCACUUUGCGAGCAGGAAAACCCUCCUCUGUCUUCACAAUGAUUUAGUAUGAUUUAUCGACAGCCUUCUCUCAGAGGAAAUUGGAAUUCUCUAGUCUGUGGUUUAACCCUCCCGUUGUCCUAGGGUCAAAAUGACCCGCCACUGUGUUGAACCAACUUUAUUUAAUUUUUAUAUUUUUGGGAUAAUUUGUGAGAAGGAGUCAGUGAGACUUUAAAGAAAGUAUCACUGCCUCCUUCUCACAAAUGAUCCAAAAAAUAUAAAAAUUAAAUAAAGUUGGUUCAACACAGUGGCGGGUCAUUUUGACCCUAGGACAACGGGAGGGUUAAAUAAUAGAUACAGCGUUCUUUUGUGGAGAGAGGUGCAUCCACCACUCAUACAAAGCUUUGUGUGUGUGUGUGUGUUACUGUCUCUCUCUCCACAGCGUUUGAGGCCACCCGCUUUUACAACGUGAGCGAGAGCAGUCCACUGGCCCGCGAGCUGUGUGACGGCACCACGUGCAACGAGGUGGAGAGCUCAACCAACCAUUGGAUAGGUAAGAGUUACACCACCGAGUUACAACACUUUACUGUAUUUCCAUUAAUGGUACUACGACAUUAUAUUUGUGUUAGUGCCCAUUAAGCCCAGCUAAUAGAACAGAGAGAGAGAGAGAGAGAGUGAAAGUGUGACAUGUCUCAUGGGGCUCCUCUGUAAAACUCCAUUUCCUGUCCCUAUGCUUUCUAAGAGCGUGUGUGUCGUGCCUAAAUUGUUAUUGGCACGGGCCGAUAUUGGAAAGAGAAGAAACAGAAUAGCAGGCCCGCACAGGAAUGCCCACUGUCCCUGGUUGUCAUCGUGCCGAGCCGAGUGUUUUCGUUUCAGAGAGACACACACACACUCUUAUUAGCGGGGGCCGAUGUUGCUACAACAAAUGGCGAAGUUUGCUCCUGUCACCGUGGUGACGAGUGGAUGACCCUGUGUGUGUUGGCACUGUGUUUUGCCGGCCUGGCUGAGAGAGAGCCUGAGGGGCUGGGACCCCCGCGCAGCUGGAACCAAGGCCAUGCUCAGACCCUGGGGAACCGCUCUCAUCAACACACACAUCCUCUCACACUCUUUCUUUUUUCUCUCUCUCUGUCUUAACUUUCCUUCCUAUGAAAGAUAUAUUCUCUUUUUCCUACUCUUUGCCUGACCCAUGGUUGGGAUAGUUUUUUGUCCUGUGCACUUUGACUAUAGAAAGUAAUAGUAAUGGUGUAUUUUUGUAGGCACUCCACCAUGGUUUGUUGGACAAAGCUUAUGGGAAAAUGAAUGGAGGUUUUGUAUGGUUUUUGGAUAAGCACCGAAAAUAAGGUCUGUGGUAAACACAGGCUUAGGAAAUCUUACAUUUUGGUCUAUGAUAAUCUUCAUCAGCUAGCGUCACUUUUUGUGAUUUUUGAAGUGUUUAUGUAAUUUAAAAAAGCACAUAAAGCACUAGUGUUAACCUCAGACCUUAUCUGGGGCAUUUAUCCCAAAACCCUAUUCUUACCCCAUUCAUUUUCCCCAUAGGGAUGGCUGAACGAACCAGAGGUAACUAAUUUCCGGUUUUUAUGGCGACAAGCUGGCGAGCUCUAUCAUGAUGGUUAAAUUUCACAACUAAAGUCACACAAUGUUUACACACAAUGUUGAUAAACAUUGUAAGAAAAAUGCAAAAGAUCCCCAAAGUAAAAAAAAAAAAAAAAAGUAUCUUGUGGUCCUCUGUAGCUCAGCUGGUAGAGCACGGCGCUUGAAACGCCAAGGUAGUGGGUUCGAUCCCCGGGACCACCCAUACACAAAAAUGUAUGCACGCAUGACUGUAAGUCGCUUUGGAUAAAAGCGUCUGCUAAAUGGCAUAUUAUUAUAUUAUUAUUAUUAUUGUCCUGUGUGUUUCCUCUGACCCAGGCUUUGUCCAGGGGAACCAAUGUAACAACGUGUUUGGCUGUCUGGAGGAGGAGCAGUUUGAGCGUUGCACCUGCUACAGGGACUGUGGCUAUGACGGGGAGCUGGUGUGUGGCUCAGACAGACAUCUCUACCAGAAUCAGUGCCAGAUGGAGGUCUUCGCCUGCCGCAACGGGACCCGCAUAGAACAAGUGCCCAUGUCCCAGUGUCCUCAGAGUAAGACAACUCUAUCGACUACUCUACCAGGGAUUGGCUCCAUUCCAUUUCAAAUGAAGUUCAUGAGCUGAAAAAUCCUCAAUGACAGUAAUGGCCAAUUAAUAAAUUCAUGAGUUUGAUGUCAAUUCGUCCUCUGAAUGGAUUUAAUUAAAAUCCACCACACCCACUGACUGCUCCUAACACUAGCAUGCCAGGCUCUGUACCCCUCCCAGUGGCUCUGCCAGCCAGGCCCACAUGUGGCUCUAAUUUAUCGGUCAGCUGUCACACAUUGAAGAGCUAAAACAUGAUCUAGUUCAUAGUCAAACAUUACAUCCACCGAAAAUAUGUCUCCAAAAUGUUGUGAUUAUUAGAAACACCCUUUGAGGAAUUGAAGAGAGGAUGUGCUGGGAAGAGGGUGCAGGGCAGCCCAACAUGCACAUCAUCUAUCACACACACACACAAAAGUUGGAGAAGAAAGGGUGGUGUGUGUGUGCGGCUGUGGUAACAGCUGUUCAGGUGCAGGCUGGAUGAAGUUUGCGAGGAGAGCUUCCCAGCGCUGCUAUAUUACAGGGCACCCCAAAUGACAGAGUGCUUUUGUCCAGGCCUUUGAAAACCCUGUCACAUUCCUUUCCGACGCACAGACCAACAACAAAGGAGCAUUCUUGUUGUGGAGCGGAUUGGGAAAAGGCACAGACAAAACCUAUGUGGGAAAACUAGGCUGCCUGUGCCAAGUGGUUCAUACAGUAGAUUAUCAAAAGGACCGGAUACGUGUUCCUAUUGUCGUUUGUUUGUGUAUGGGUGAUUUAGAAAUAUGCACCCACAUUGGAAAUACGGGAAAAGAUAUCACACUUUUACCGUAACCGUACAGUACAAUAUGUGGUCCGUGUAACAUUGGCUUGUUGUCAUUGUGUUGUCUUUUUUCACACAGUGGAAUCCACCACGGAGGACAGAGAGACUGCAACAGCCGAGGAACCAGAGCAAGCUCCUGUGCCUGUACACAAAGGUAAAUACAGUGCCUGGCAAAGCACACACACACACACACACACACACAAAAACUCAUACAGACACACACACACCACUCUCUCUUUUCCUCUCUACACCUCCUCCACCCCUAUCUCUCAUUGGACACCAGCUGUUCCCAGCUGCAGGAGUGAGUGUGUGUGAGGGUUGAGGAGUGUGAAGAGUGUGUGAGUUGUGAGUGCCAGCCAAAGGCAAGGGUUCGGACGUAUCACCUCUGAGUGAAGCAGGCGUUGACAUGUGCAGACUCAUACUUUUGCGAACCCUGCUCUGCUCUGUUCCCGCUCUAAGACACUGUAUACAUGCCUGACAGAGGCCCAGACCUCUACUGUGCCCACUGUAAAUGUCUACCUGUUUUAUCCAUUGAUCUGUAUUGUAUGAGGGAUUGGAGCUUACUCCAGCUCAGACUAUACACAUGCAACCCUCUGAGAACAUUCACAUACAGACUGCUACAAUAGUUUGCUGUAGCCUACACCCACUGUAAAGUAUAUGUCCACCAACAUGCAUCUGCUUUUUCUUGCUUAUAAAGUCUAAAGAGUUUGAUCAGUGUUUUAGAAGAGCUAGAGGUAUAGAUGAGAGUCCCUUCCCUCCUGUCCUCCAGGUCUGAUCACUCUGUCUGCCUGCAGUGUGCUGGGGGCUGUUGGGACUUGCCCCAGUCUGCAGGAAAGGUGAGGAGAGGGGAAGUAGAGCACUGACUCCUCAGUGGAUCACUUCUACAGGCUACUCUCACAUUCAGAUAAACAGGAGGAUAGGCUUUCCUUAGGGGGAUCGUUUUUCUUAAAGGUGAUAUUUGUUGCUCCACCACAGGGUUCACUUAGAUGUCAAGCUUAAAUAACUUGUUACAGAACUCCUGGUCAGAUAUAUCACUUUUAUGUUGGUGUGUAGCAGGAAUCGUGGCUGUGAUAUAGAGUAGGCUCACGUCCGUGCGUGCGUGCGUGUGUGUUUGAUGUGGCCUAUGCCUGUGCUGACUUGUUCCCAGCCUGCAGCUCACAGUAGCUUUAAUGGAGUUCCACAAAGGUCAAAGGUCUCCUCAGUACAAAGACUGAUGCUUCACAAUGGAAGAGACCUCACCACAGGAAUGCCAUUAAAACUCUAGUGCGGUACACACGUACAGAAAACAUGUAUCAAACCAGAUUAUUACACUCAAUGAACAUUGUGCAAACUGUAAUUCUGAGCUAUUAUAUGUUGUUGACCUGAGCUCCUCUGUGCGUUAGGUUAGGUAGAUUGUGAUUGAUGUGAUUUUGUGUGCCAAGAAUCUGACCGCAUUCUCAACAGAUCAAGUGAAGACAUUGAGACUUUGGAAUCAGUUCCUCUGUGUGGACAUGUCCCUUAGUGGUGAAACAGCGUCAGAGCUGAGGGCACGAUUAAUUCAACAAAAUACUCUGUUUAAGAGACUGAUUAAAAUAAAUGUAAUGUAGUGUGUGUACUCAUUUGAAAUGUAUGAUUUCCAAAAGGAGCAGUGUGCAUGCAGUGCUUCACGAGGCUGAACUUUUAAAGGACAUAGUGACCCCUACUGGCCACUUUGUACAAUUAACUCAUUUUUGGUAGAUACUCUGUGGAAACAUAAUGUUAUACCCGUUGACUUUUUUGCCAAAGCUAGUGUUCUCUCAAAACUAUUUUUUUGCGAUUUUUUUUUUUACCAUCCCUCCUCCCCUAUCUCUGUCCCUCUCUCUUGUGCUGUAGGUGAGGAAGAGCAGGGUUCCAUGGCUGAGGUGUCCUACUACUCCUAUGAGUAUGACCCAGACUCAGAACCCUUCGCUGUGGAGGGGGAGGACCACUUUGAGCUGGCGGCAGGGGAGCAGGGGGGAGAGCAGGAGAGUCCAUCAGAUAGCCAGCUACCCACACUGGACACAAAGGACACCCAUGAGCGAUGGUAUGGCCCUCUGACCUCCCCGUCUGUCUGCACAACAACACUGAGUUGGAACCGUUAGCACGGUGGUAAUGUGGAUAGGACUUGAAAUUAAGUAAACUGUGACUUUGUAACCUCAAACCUGUUUCAGUCUAUUUCCGCUGUAAUAACAAAGUGUAUUCAGAUAACUCUACAUCAGUGGCAGUCAGUGCCGUUUAAGAUGAGGGAGGACAAUUUUACUUCUUAUUUCUAUUAUAGCAUAUUGGAUGACUAUCAUUCAUAUUCCAUUCACCCAGCUCAAUGUAACAGCGAUAGGUUUAGGCUACUACAUGAUACUCACAUUUUCCCUAUAUCCAUCAUGAGGUUGCUACAACCUAGCCUAUGAAUGAAAGUUUACAACGUAGCUGCACACAGGUCGAGAGAAAAAUUUGAGGUGACAGACAGUGACACAUGGACAGACAGUGACACAUUCAAUACUGCCUUGCACACUCUUGCCUGCAUGUAGCUGAUCUAGGGUGUAAUCAUUAAGUUGCAAACAAGUUUCUAUUGAACAAAUUCAGGUAUGUUUAUCCCCGUUCCGUUUGCUUCAGAAUCAGCGGAAUGAAUACACCCCUGAUCACGCAUAAACACAGUUAACUUUCAUAGCUGCCACGUUGUAUUCCUUCUAGCAUCUAUGCACUCUCCUCCUCUCACCUUUUCACUUCACUUGUGGACUUUAAUGCACAACACAUAAGCUGUAUGUGACCAGGCGAAAAAACCAAUCCAAGCCAAACCAUAUCAUAACCGCUACACAAAGCCUAUAUCGUUGUCACCAUAUUUGCUAAAGUCAUAGUCAACAUAGCGAAUAGAACUAACGUGUUAGUAAACCCGCUACAGUCAUGCAGUAACGUUAGUGUACAGUCAGUAAGCAGUUUAGCACUUACACUGGCGGGCCCCGGUGGCAAUAAAUUAGAAAAACCAAAAGCUUACCUUGGAAGAGUUCCAGUGUUGUGUUGGAUAGUCAUAGCCAGCUAGCUAACAUAGCAUCCCUCUGUUUCAGCAGGCUGUUUGAGUAUGCUAAACUAGCUAGCUGCAUUUGCUAGCUAAGUAAGUGAAACUGAACGUUUUUUAUUUAUUUAUUAACUCUCGCUCUUGCUUCUGCUUCAUUUUGGAAGAAAUUGAUUUGUUCAAAACUGUUCAACUAUUGUAUUUUUCUCUCUGAGUCAACUACUCACCACAUUUUAUGGACUGCAGUGCUAGCUAGCUGUAGCUUAUGCUUUCAGUACUAGAUUAAUUUUCUGAUCCUUUGAUUGGGUGGACAACAUGUCAGUUCAUGCUGCAAGAGCUCUGAUAGGUUGGAGGACGUCCUCCGGAACUUGUCAUAAUUACUGUGUAAAUCUAUGGAAGGGGGCGAGAACCAUGAGCCUCUUAGGUUUUGUAUUAAAGUACAUUUACCCAGAGGAGGAUGGAAGCUAGCUGUCCUCCGGCUACACCAUGGUGCUACCCUACAGAGUGCUGUUGAGGCUACUGUAGACCUUCAUUGCAAAACAGUGUAUUUUAAUCAUUUAUUUGGUGACGUGAAUAUAUUUAGUAUAGUUUUAUCUAAAAGGAUAACUUUUUUAAUGUUUUACUAUUUUUAUGAUGGUCCUCCCCAUCCUCCUCUGAGGAGCCUCCACUGCAUUACAUCAAAGAUAGCAUAUCUGUACCUUUCUAUCAAAUUGCAAUGAAGAACAUCAUCAGAGAUCUUAUUCAGUGUACUGUUCUCCUCUCCUUCACAGAAACUGCCCCUGACUGCAUCACCAGCCAGAUCUCCAAAUUGUACAUUGUUUGUUAAUAUGUUAGAGUGUGUGGAGACUGGAGAGAGAAGGAAAAGUGGGGACUGCCCAGCCUGAAAGGAAGAGAUGGUGGGGUGUGUGUGUGUACGCGCAUAUGAAUGACUUAAGGACUACGUGCGCGCGCGUGUGUGUGUGUGUGUUACUAAUCUAGUCCCCCUCCAGCCCUCUGUAUUUCUCUCUCUUUUAUAUCUCCAGUCUCCUAUUCACCAGUAGACACCAUAGCGUCUUUGAUAUUCACUGUAGUGCCUUUACAUUGUUUUUCUGUAACCUCUAGAUUGAAUAAUCAAGUAUUUAUGUUUGUAAUUGCACAUGAGUUAAAACAAAUGUUUUGUUGUUUUUUCUAUCUGUGGUAUUUAUUUGUAGCUAGUGCUUUUUUUGUUUUAUUUGUUCCAAUGCCGCCCCCAAUUGCCUUCUUGUCCUGUCACCGUCACCAAUGUCUUCAUUUAAUUCAUAAAAAAUAUGGCAAGAUGUGAUGCACCUAUUUUUAUUCUGAGGAAGCCUUAGGUCAAACACUGAGGUGUACAGUGGAUAUCUUUAUGUACUUAUUUGAUGUGUUAACCUACUAGAGACUGAAUUUCUGCAGGCUUAAACUGGAGGAUUAAGAUAAACUCAGUUCUUCUAAACAUAUUUACCAAUCUACCAAUAUCUCCACAUAAGUCCUAUUUGGGUAUAGCUGUCACCUUACUGUUGAACAGACAGGGAUUUGAUUGUACAGUACAUAAGCUAUUUUGUUUUGUUAAAUUUUGAUUAUUGAAAGCCUAAAACAAGAAUAAAGGUUUGGAAUUAUUGUAAAUUUACCACAUUUAAACCAAUGUAACCCCACAUCCAUUUUCAAUACAGUUGCUUUUGAAAAACAAGAGAAUAAACUUUGUAUACAA